Suillus subaureus is the source of this 1284-nucleotide messenger RNA. RefSeq lists its product as uncharacterized. Bases 1 to 1284 code for a protein of 427 amino acids. The transcript is spliced from 8 exons. The record is from RefSeq and is a predicted model, not a curated record. Lineage: Eukaryota; Fungi; Basidiomycota; Agaricomycetes; Boletales; Suillaceae.
AUGGCAGCUGGUCAAAUUGACCACUUACUGGAUUUAUGGGCAUCUACCCUCACAAAGCACAAUGACAAACCACCAUUUGGAGAUCACCAUGAUCUCUACAACAUCAUUGAUAGUUCACCCUUCAGGGAUGUGAAAUGGCAAAAUUUUAUGGUCACUUAUGAUGGUGAGAGACUCACAGAUGAUAUCAAGCCCUGGAUGGACGACAAAUACAAAGUCUGGUUUCACGACCCACAUGAAGUCGUGUGCAAUAUGCUUGCAAAUCCAACAUAUUCUAGUGAGAUAGACUAUUGCCCAUACCGAGAAUAUUCAACCAAGGGCAACAAGCGGCAAUGGAAAGAUUUUAUGUCUGGUGACUGGGUGUGGGAUCAAGCUGAUGAGAUAGUGAAAGACCCAAGCACACUGGGGUCCACAUUUGUCCCUGUCAUCCUUGGCAGUGACAAAACAACCAUUUCAGUCAGGAUGGGGAAUAAUGAAUACUACCCACUCUAUGCUUCCAUCGGGAACAUUCACAACAGUAUUCAUCGAGCCCAUCAUAAUGGUGUGGCAGUGAUCGGGUUCCUUGCCAUGCUAAAAAGCAUGACAACUCCCAAAGUCAUGCGAUUUGGAGAUGGUCACUACCAGUGGGUUAUAUAUGAACUAGGGCCCUGCAUAGUGGAUUAUGAGGAGCAGGUACUGUUAGCAUGUAUCAUCCAAAACUGGUGUCCCAAAUGUAUGGCAAAUCACAAUAAUCUUGACAAAGACGUGUUAUGUCAUUUGUGUGACCAUACUGAGGCCCUUAUUGAAGAAGCUCUGAAUCUUGAUGGUGAUCUGUGGGAUGAUUUUGGAAUAGUUGAGCAACUCGUAGUAUCCAAUAUCUAUCAAAUGAUCUCUCUGGACAUCCUCCACCAGCUUAUAAAAGGAACCUUCAAGGACCAUCUUGUGGCAUGGGCAGAGAAAAUCAUGGAUGACAUUGAUCGCAGAAUUGCUGCUGUCACCUCAUUUUCAGGCUUACAGCGAUUUCCUCAAGGAUGUGGCUUCAAGCAAUGGACGGGAGAUGAUUCUAAAGCUCUGAUGAAGGUUUACUUGCCCACCAUUGAGGGUCAUGUACCUACAGAAGUUGUGUGCGCCUUUCACACACUUCUAGACUUUGCUUACUUAGUCCAUCCUGAUAUAAUCACAGAAGACUCUCUACUUGAGAUCAAAGACAUGCUUGCACGCUUUCACCAUUAUUGUGAAAUCUUCAAGAUGACAGGUGUCAUUUCUACCUUCUCCCGGCCUCGCCAACAUUCACUAUACACUAUAUAG